This is a messenger RNA of Clarias gariepinus (North African catfish), 2648 nucleotides long. RefSeq names its product methyltransferase like 15 (gene mettl15). The record is from RefSeq and is a predicted model, not a curated record. Gene Ontology annotation, biological process: rRNA base methylation. The transcript has 6 exons. Gene Ontology annotation, molecular function: rRNA (cytosine-N4-)-methyltransferase activity. Lineage: Eukaryota; Metazoa; Chordata; Actinopteri; Siluriformes; Clariidae. The coding region runs from base 88 to 1326 and encodes 412 amino acids.
CAAUAUACUUGGCGGCACGGUUGGCGCUAUGGCCUCGCACCUCCUCCACCUCCAGGGUCUGGGUUCGAUUCCUGCCUCAGUUUCCAAAUGACGCUCUUCUGUCAUGGCUUGCCUUUGCCCCUGCGCUUGGCUUGUCGGAGAAAGUGGAGAGUGCACAAGUGUGAAUAUAGCCGUCGCUGGUGGAAGCCAAACCAGCCUCAGCUUGGUUUCUGCUCCGGCUCUUCUCCUUUAUCGCCAGACUGCCAUAGAAGAAGCACGAAGCAAUCAUCUUUGCAGCCGAACCAAGAAGAACCACACACUCCAGUUCUGCUGAAAGAGGUCCUUCAAUACAUGGACAUUAAACCCGGCCAGGUUGUCUUAGAUAUGACCUUCGGCGGUGGAGGUCACAGCAAGGCCAUCCUGAGAUCUGUCCCAGACGUGACUCUGGUGGCUGUCGAUCGUGAUCCGGUGGCGUUUCGCUUCGCACAGCAACUCGCAGAGGAAUACCCGGGCCAGGUCAAGCCUGUUCUUGGGCGUUUCAGUGAAUUAAAGGAGCUGUUCAACAAGCUUGGUUUGGGGAACAGGAGUGUGGAUGCUGCUCUGUUAGAUGCUGGCUGCUCAUCAAUGCAGAUGGACAUGGCAGAGCGGGGCUUCUCCCUCAGCAAGGAUGGACCGCUGGACAUGAGAAUGGAUGGAGACAGGUACCCCGGCAUGCCCUGCGCGGCUGACGCCGUCAGCGCUUUAGAUCACCGGGCGCUUGCGUGUGUGCUGGCUGCGUACGGGGAGGAGCAACACGCCAAGAAAAUCGCGGCGGCCAUCGUGCAGGCACGCAGCCUGUAUCCCAUCAGCCGGACACAGCAACUGGCCAGCAUUGUCGCAGGUGCAUUCCCGGCUGGCGCCCUUUACGCCCGUCGUGACCGCCUGCAGAGACCCUCGCACGUGGCCACCAAAACCUUCCAGGCGCUGCGUAUUUUUGUGAACGAUGAGCUGAACGAGCUUGUAGCGGGACUCCAGGCGGCUCAGGACGUCCUCCGGCCGGGCGGUCGCCUCUGCGUCCUCACGUUCCACUCGCUGGAGGACCGCAUCACUAAGCGUUUUCUCAGAGGAGAGGAUCUCAGCGCCCCGCCACACCGCAGCGUCCGCCAGAGGGCACGCGCCCAUCUCCGGAGAAAACUAGAGGAAGAGGAAGACUGUGACGCGGAGGAUGAUGAAGACGAAGGAGGAGGAGGCAGGGAGAGUGUCCACUGGGUCAGACUGCAGAGGAAAGUCGUGCUUCCCAGUAAGGAGGAGGUCGAGGGGAACCCGAGGGGAAGAUCGGCUAAGCUCAGAGCAGCCGUGAGGCGAUAGGUAGAGUUUCUGAUCCUGAACUGACGAAGCGAGAGGGGCUUCCACUGAGAUUAGUAUCAGUGAUUAUAGAGCACAGAGUACAUGCCAGUCUCCUGGAUUUGUGCAGAUGCUACAAAAUUUCAGUAGAUAAAGAAUCAUAAUGUAUGUCAUGAAUUAGUGUGUGGUGUGUCCAGACAAAGUGAAAUUAUUACGUAUGCUUGUAUGAGACCUGCCAUUAUUCUGAUUGCAGUGGAGCUCAACCACACUGUAUGCUUUUAGAUCAAGGCCAUAAAAUAUCAAUAGAUUUCUUUUGUCCAGGGUUAUUUGAUGAUAUAACAUCUGAGUAUUGCUUACUUGGCUGUGCGUUUAUGCUUGGUUGCUUUUUUCUUUUGACUCAGACCCACAGUCUGCAGUACUUCACUCACUUGAAAAUUAAAAAUAACUAGAAACGAAAUACGGCAUAAUAUGUUGUGCAUCUGAGUGGACAUUUCUACUAUAAGGCAUGGACAAUAAGUGACUGCAGAUCACAGCAGCAUAUACUGUAAAGGCAUGUGUAUAAGCAUGCAAUUGUACAUUUUGCAGUGGGUUAUCCUGCACAACAUUCAGAAUGACUCAGAAUGGUGCGAAAAAAACAAAACGUCCAGUAAAAGGUCAGAGGAGAAUGGCCAGACUGGUUCAAUCUGAUACGAAUGAUACCCGAUGCAAACGUCGUGUCCUCGGCCAAAAACAGUCGCGAUAGGACAGCAUUAAUUGGUAAAAAUAUAUAUAACAGAACAUUUCCUAAAAAUGCAAUCAGAUACCUUUGUACACGUCUCCAGUUGUCUGGGGUUGCUAAGUGUUAUAUAUACCCUCAAAGCAAAAAUGUGGACAAUUGAUGACCGUUUAUGACAGAUGUUGGAAAUCAGAUUAACGUCAGGUGUCCGUUGUUGUGAGACAUCAUCAGACGUCCAAAUGUGUGCUGGGUAAGGUAACUCAAUUAAGCCCUUUUGACAACCGUGAUGAGCAGAAAAGCAUCUCAGAAUGCACGACAGAUCAAAGGCGCAUGGGCUACGAUGUAGGAAGACCACAAUGGAUUCCUAAGCCAGGGAACAUCACCAUCUGGUUGGCGAGAACGCAUAGAACCGGUAAAACUCUCUACAACUGUGCUGCAUCUCAGAAUGAGCAAAAAUAUCCAAACCUGAGGCAGAUAAGAACUACAGCCACUCUUUACCAGCCCGAAAACAGGCUAUAGCGGGCAAAGGUUCACCAAAACUGGACACUUAUCUAGACUUGUUCAAACUGACUUAUUCAACAUGAUCUAGACUUUGUUAUAAAAAAAAAAAAAAAAAAGUAAAAUAAAAACA